Drosophila teissieri is the source of this 747-nucleotide messenger RNA. RefSeq lists its product as uncharacterized. The transcript has a single exon. The coding region runs from base 1 to 747 and encodes 248 amino acids. The record is from RefSeq and is a predicted model, not a curated record. Lineage: Eukaryota; Metazoa; Arthropoda; Insecta; Diptera; Drosophilidae.
AUGUUUGUCCAGCAAGUGCUCGUAGGCUGCCUGAUCCUGGUGGCUUUGACCCAAGCCCGUCCCCAAUACGGCUACGAACAGCCCAGCUCGGACAUCUUCAUCGGCGGUGGAUCCGCGCCCGUUGGUAGCGUGGGAAUCGGUGGCUCCUCCGGCGGCAGCGGUCUGGUCAGCAUCCAGCCACACCGUGGUGGCGACAAGUACCUGCCGCCGGCCAGCACCACCCUGGCGCCCAUCAUCAACAAGAAGUUCUAUCUGGUUUCCGCCCCCGAGGAUCACAGCAACGAUGGCAAGGUGAAGCAUCUGGUCUUGGGACGCCCGCAGAAGAACUACCGCGUGGUGUUCAUCAAGGCUCCAGCCGGCGAUAAUGCCAACGUGAAGUAUUCCGCCGAGUUUGCGCCACAGGAGGAGAAGACCGUCAUCUAUGUGCUCAGCAAGAAGGAUAACGAUGUGGACGCCAGUGAUAUUGCCACGCCCGCACCCACGCAGCCCAGCAAGCCGGAGGUCUUCUUCAUCAAGUACAAGACCGACGACGAGGCCAAGCAGGCGCAGCAGGAGAUCCAGGGACAGUACGACAAGCUGGGCGGCACCAACGAGUACCAGGAGGACAACAAUGCCCCCAUCACCUCGGUGAUCGGCAGCCUGGAUGGCCUGAAUCCCGAUGGCAGCUACAACUACCGCCAGAUCGCCAACCGCCCACCGGCAGUGGCGCCCAACUCCCAGUAUCUGCCCAGUUUGCUGAAGCACUAG